AUCGUCACGUCACAUCCUUUAUCUAUUGCUAACCAAAAUGGCGGCGUCCAUCGAUUUAACGCCGUGACAGUUUGACUGAAAUUGUGCAACUUUCUUGUGUUAUUAAAAUAGCUUCGCAGCCUUUGUAUCUACAUGACCUAGCCCGUUUCGAUCUUAAUUCUAAUCCAAAAAAUACAUUUUUUGACCAUGACCUUGCACAGACUAUUCCCUUUAAGAUUAAGACAAACGAUAGCUCAGGUGCGGCUGCUCCAUGGCAGUGGGUGUGGCCAUCAGCUGGAGGAGGUUGCAAUGGAGCCAGAGCUGAGAAAGGAGACCUCUGUCUUCCGGACACAAGUGAAUGACCCGGCCUGCCAGUCAGAGCGCCACCUAGGGCAAUACUACACCUUGCCCACCUCUCACCUCCACACCAUCUUCCCCCACGGCCUCCCCGCAAGAUACCAGCAACAAGUGAAGACCUUUAACGAGGGCUGCGUGAUGGUGAGGCAGCCUGCUCUGGAGCUGAUAUCUUACCUGAAGGCAGCUGACUACAGCAAGCCCGCCGUACGCUACCUACUCUACGGGUUAAAGGGAAGUGGGAAGACCAUGUCUCUCUGUCAUACUAUCCACUACUGCUCGACACAGGGAUGGCUUGUACUACACAUACCCGAUGCCCACCUAUGGGUGAAGAACUGUAAGGAGUUGCUGCCCUCGUCUUACCACACCUCUCGCUUCGACCAACCAAUCGAGGCGUCGAACUGGCUGCGCAACUUCAGAACCACCAAUGAACGUUUCCUCUCCAAGAUCAAGCUGAGGCAGAGAUACACGUGGACCAAGAGAGAGAGCACUGAGAAGGGAAGUCCACUAGGGGAGCUGGUGGACAUGGGAGUUUCUCGUGUGAAGAGCAGCAGUGAUGUAGUGGGAGCGGUCCUGAAGGAGCUCAGACUACAGGCUGCAGAGACUGAGGAGUCUGAGGGCUUCAGGCUGGCUGUGGCCAUAGAUGGAGUCAACAGUCUCUGGGGGAGGACCACUAUCAAAAAGGAGGACAAGAGCCCGGUGGCUCCAGAGGAGUUGACAUUAAUUCAUAACUUGAGGAAGAUGAUCGAUAAUAACUGGUGUGGGGGGGCUGUCAUUGCCACGCUGUCUCAGACGGGGUCACUCUACUCACCAAGCUCUGCCUACCUGCCCAAAGAACUGCUGGGAGAGGAGGGCUUUGACAGCAUGGACCCAUUCAUUCCGGUACCAGUGUCCAACUACAGUGAGAAGGAGUUUGAGAGCUGUUACCUCUACUACCUGGACCGCCACUGGCUCCAGCACCCACACAGUAAGACAGAUGAAGGGAAGAAAGAAAUUAUCUUCCUCAGCAACAGAAACCCCUCUGUCCUAGAGAGACUGUGUGCCUUCCUCUAAAAUAAGAUACCCUCCUACUGACACAUGUUUACACACACACACACACACUCACUCAUGUACUCUCAUAACACACACUCUGAUACAGGCACAUUCUCAAAAACACCUACACACUCAUACACACACAAAAAUUGCAGUUCCAUAUUUGUAUCUCUCUAAAUUAUUCUGUUGUGAAGCAUAAUACUGUCUCUUUAAUAAUAAAACGUGAACAGUAUGAUGGC
This is a messenger RNA of Esox lucius (northern pike), 1604 nucleotides long. Its product is annotated as 28S ribosomal protein S29, mitochondrial. Gene Ontology annotation, molecular function: structural constituent of ribosome. Gene Ontology annotation, cellular component: mitochondrial small ribosomal subunit; mitochondrial ribosome. The transcript is spliced from 13 exons. NCBI's taxonomy places the organism in Eukaryota, Metazoa, Chordata, Actinopteri, Esociformes, Esocidae. Gene Ontology annotation, biological process: apoptotic process. The coding region runs from base 187 to 1386 and encodes 399 amino acids. The record is from RefSeq and is a predicted model, not a curated record.